Messenger RNA from Phyllostomus discolor (pale spear-nosed bat), 899 nucleotides. It is a transcript of the gene PCBD1, whose product is annotated as pterin-4 alpha-carbinolamine dehydratase 1. The transcript is spliced from 4 exons. Gene Ontology annotation, biological process: tetrahydrobiopterin biosynthetic process. Lineage: Eukaryota; Metazoa; Chordata; Mammalia; Chiroptera; Phyllostomidae. Bases 119 to 433 code for a protein of 104 amino acids. Gene Ontology annotation, molecular function: 4-alpha-hydroxytetrahydrobiopterin dehydratase activity. The record is from RefSeq and is a predicted model, not a curated record.
CCCCGCCCCGGGGCGGCCCCAGCAUGGCUCCGCCCGACGGCCGUCCAGUGCGCCCUGCGCAGCGCUCGCCCUCUCCGCCGCCACCUGCUGCUCGCCUGCUUCCAAGCUGAGCCCGGAUAUGGCCGGCAAGGCGCACAGGCUGAGUGCUGAGGAGCGGGACCAGCUGCUGCCGAACCUGCGGGCCGUGGGCUGGAGCGAGCUGGAGGGCCGGGACGCCAUCUUCAAGCAGUUCCACUUCAAAGACUUCAACAGGGCCUUUGGCUUCAUGACGAGAGUAGCCCUUCAGGCCGAGAAACUGGACCACCACCCCGAGUGGUUCAACGUGUACAACAAGGUGCACAUCACCCUGAGCACCCAUGAGUGUGCUGGCCUGUCAGAACGCGACAUCAACCUGGCCAGCUUCAUCGAGCAAGUAGCGGUGUCCAUGACCUAGACCCUGCCUUUCCUCUUUGAGCUCCCGCGGAAAGGGGUGACUGAACCGGAAAUCCAGAGAAGGAACAGGGGAGCCCCAAAAUGUUGCCGUAGCUGAAAUCGCCCAGUCUGCCCUGCUGCCCCCACCUAGGGGUGGGUCCUCUCGGGCGAAAGAAAGGCGGCGUCACUGCCAACACCAGGGACUGAGGCCAGGUUUCCCCACACUGGCUCCUCGUCCCCACCCUCUCUGAAGUGCGCACUAAUCUGAACAGGGUCUUCCCACUCUUCACAGCAUCCCAGCAACACGAUUUCUUUCCCAGCUGUAUCUUGCUCCCUUUCUAAUUCAUUUCCCAAGGAGCUGUGAUAGAAGCUGUGUCUAAAAUAGACAAAAUCUUAUCUUAGAAACCAGAACCCUGAUGCCAACCCCCUCCUGUGUGAUAAAAACACACGUGCUUUUAUGUCUCAAAUAAAACUGUUGUUUCCCUUGG